AUGCAAGCCUGUGUCAACAGUCCGUUCGAGACAUGGUUGCCGCUGAUUGAUUUCACCGCCACCGCUUUCAUGUUCGACCUCGGUGGGAAUGUUGUCAUCAAAAGUCCCUUCCUUUGGACCAAUCCCACACCGUUUCACGAGAAAGUGAUGGAAGACAACAUUGCAAGCAUCGAGAAGGAGAAGGAAAUCCUUAGUGUCUUGCGGCAAGAGCCUCAUCCAAACAUCGUACACACUAUAGUGUUAUCGCAGCAAGGGAUCUUCCUAGAGCGUUUGGUCAUGUCAUUGAGUCAACGCUUGAAAGGACCUGCUCUACCCAUCAGCCCUCAGCUCAAGGUUCGCUGGAUACAGCAGAUCGUCAACAACAUCCUGCUCGACGAACGAGCAAACAUCAAACUCAUCGACUUCGACUGCACCGUCAAGUAUGGCGACGCGUUGAUCGCAGCAACGACUCCUUUUGCAAAGCUCGAUGGAAACCUCAAUACACCGUUGGCAGGCGCGGAAAGCGAGACUUUCGCCAUCGGGUCUUGCAUUUACAAUAUCCACUUCGAUUAUUCGCCCUUGCCUGAACUGGAGGAUCGAGAGCUGGAUGAGAAGUGGAGCAAGCAUGAGUAUCCGUCCACAGGCGAUGACGAGCUCGGUGUGAUCAUCCGGAAAUGUUGGAACGGCGAGUUUGAAUCUCUAGCGGCGCUCGACGCUGUCGUCAAGUCGCUGCGCAGCGAUGGGAACCGGAGAGCAUGGUCUCGCUGCAACGAGUCGGCAAAGUGA
Molecule: messenger RNA, 765 nt
Organism: Aureobasidium musti
Lineage: Eukaryota; Fungi; Ascomycota; Dothideomycetes; Dothideales; Saccotheciaceae
Source: the annotation of a GenBank genome assembly